Molecule: messenger RNA, 1781 nt
Organism: Haliotis rufescens (red abalone)
Lineage: Eukaryota; Metazoa; Mollusca; Gastropoda; Lepetellida; Haliotidae
Product: glutathione S-transferase A-like
Exons: 6
Coding region: 106-783 (225 amino acids)
Biological process (GO): glutathione metabolic process
Molecular function (GO): glutathione transferase activity
Source: RefSeq, a predicted model, not a curated record
CCUUUGAACUGACACACCUCCCCGAACACUCCCCUUGCCGACAGAGUGCAUCGUGUACAUACUGCACAGUGAGAAGAAAUUGUAGAACGAGUGAGCGUUUCCAACAUGUCGUCCAACAUGUUUCUGUACUGGGGUUCUGGGAGCAUUCCUUGUUGGAAGGCCAUGAUAGCGCUGGAAGAAAAGGGACUGGCGGGCUACCCGAAUAAGAAGAUUUCCUUCGGCGACAAGGAACACAAAUCGGAGGAAAUCUUGAAACUCAACCCUCGCGGACAGGUACCGACCUUCAAAGAUGGGGACGUUGUUGUGAACGAGUCUAAUGCCAUCUGCUUCUAUCUUGAGAGAAAAUUUCCAGGCCAAGGUACAAAGCUGGUACCAACCGACAUCUCUGAGUAUGCCCGAAUCUUGCAGAGAGUUACCGAGGUGGAAAAUUUGACCAGUUGCAUCAUCAAAAACCUCGCUCAAUAUAGAUUCAGGACCCCUAAAGACAAACUUGAUGAGGAGCUGUUGAAGACGAAGUACGAGGAUGUUCGGACUGAGUUGAAGAGAUGGGAGGACUACCUCGCGGCUAGCGGAGGGUACGUGGUCGGCAGCAACUUCACAAUGGCGGAUGUCUUCUUCUUCCCGUAUGUCGCCUUCGGGGUGAGACUCGGCCUUGACGUCUCGAAAUAUCCCGCCAUUGGUGCCUACUACGACAAGGUCAAGGACAGGCCAUCCGUGAAAGCAACAUGGCCGCCACACUGGGCUGACGGACCCGGCGACUCUUCCAUCAUGGGACCCGUGUGAGGAGUUUUGGUCCAGAAUGACGACAGAGGUGGCUGCUUUCCAGCAUGUUAUGCAACGCCAUCUUCAGCAUUAGUUAUGCUUCAGUAACAAUCAUAUUAUCUGUAUAUCGCAGUUGAUGGUUUACGUGAUGUACCUAUGUUUUGCGUUUGUACUUAAUAUUGCUUUAAACACUAAUCUAAAACUAGUGAAACAUACGACGGGUGGGGCAGUGGACCAAAGCGCAGAACUGCACAUAGUUACCUCCCCUAGUAGUGACUUCACAACCAAAAUUCGUCACGAUUAUAAUCCUUGGACCGUCAGUACUAAAGCCUUGCUCUUGGUAACUUCUACUACAACGCAUUCAACCAACACGCCGCAAUAAAUACUGGGGGCACGGGUUGCCCAGUCGUCUAAGGCGCCGCGUUAAGCUGUGCAGAGUUGCGUCCCUUGGGCACGCCAGAAACCUAUGUUUGUGGGUUCGAAUCCCGGUUCGCCCCGAUUAUGUUUCUAGGUUUGUCAGGACCAUACCCUUGCUCGCGAGUUUCACCGAAGUGGUUAACGUCUGAGACCUCUAUCACUUCGGGCUUUCCUCCCACAUUAAGCCGCGAUAUAACUGGAAUACUGUUAAAAGCGGCGUUAAACCCAACUCACUCACUCACUCAAUAAAUACUAUUCGAAGCUACUUAAAAACUAUUCGAUGUGACUUAAAUACUGUUCCAAGCGACUUAAAUACUCUUCGAAGCGGCGUUAUAUGUUCAUGAAAACCACACCAAAGACGACAUCCACGGCAGCAACGCAAAUUUUUAUCAAAAACAUUUAUGAGACUAUGAUUAUAAUACCCACUAUUUUCAUUAUACUUACAUGUAUUUCAGAUGUUUUGACAGAAUGGUAGUGUCUAUUUUUUUAUGUUCAAUGAAUAGAGGGAAACGAUGUUGUUUAAAAGACCGAGUUUGGGAAACGUUACGAUUGUGCUGUGAGUUCUUGCGCUUUCAUUGUUGUUUUAAUAAAAUAAUAAAUUC